Molecule: messenger RNA, 821 nt
Organism: Suillus plorans
Lineage: Eukaryota; Fungi; Basidiomycota; Agaricomycetes; Boletales; Suillaceae
Exons: 5
Coding region: 91-597 (168 amino acids)
Source: RefSeq, a predicted model, not a curated record
CAGGUAAACUCGACGAAGCCCUCGAAGCACACAAAUACAUGAUGGACGCCAUCGACGACAUCGCGAAGGCCAGCUGUCUCGAUUGGUCCAAUGGAGAAAUGCAGCCCGCUCGCUACGCACAACGACCGUAUUCUUGUUGUAGAGAUCCCCGGCCAAGAUCACGAUGGCUAUGAUGCAGAACCCAAUUUCUUCUAUGAAAUGCAUCAAUAUUCUCAGAUCUCCCGGCCAAGACUUCAACAGCGAGCUGGGCGCCUCAAAAGACUGAAGUUCGCUAUGACGAAGAGGCUUCAGUCAGUUCCUGCGCCUGCUCCUGCACCACCCGCCACCUCACCACCAGUCGCUACCACCACCUUCAAAACUCACAUACGACGCCUAUUUACCCUACCACUCCAUCAUGCAACCCCACCUGUUGUCGACGUUCCUUAUGCCCAAGGUCGACAGCGUAAUGCCGCAGCGGGUGCUCCUGGGAGUGAACACUCCUUGAUACGUGAUGAAGACCCUCUUCCACAGGAUCCCAAUACGCAACCACAUCAACCAGUAGCAGGUCAGGUAGACACCGGCCAACAUGGAGGCGGCCUGUCCUGUUGCUGCUGCUAGAAGCAUUGGCGAACGUCCAUGGGUAUUUCAGUUUUAUCGUUCAUCUUGUCAUGAUAUCCAUCACCAUCCGAUUUAUCCCUCAAGCGGCAUACGAACGCGCCGUUUCUUUAAACAACCUGACGUCGUGACUCGAGUACGCAUGCCGUUCAAAGGUAUAUGUAAGGAGCACCUCGCAAAUUGGCACAAAUGCAAGCAGAGAACGACGUUGCUUGGUGGGUGGACGU